AUGAACGCUUCCAGCUCAAAGCGAGGUCUAAAGACAAGCUUCCGAGCUUCCCCUCGGUCACUCAAACCGAUCUAUACAGGCGGACCGGCGAUUCUCACACAGGAUGGCCAGUGGCUCAUUUCGACACUGGGCGAGGAGGUCCAAGUGACCGAGGUGGAGACUGGUCUGCCUGUUGCUCGUAUUCGAGGUGACACCACUGCCAUCACCUCCCUCGCAAUCUCUUACCAUACCUCCCCACCAACCCUAAUCACGGCGCACCAGUCCCAGACACUCCGCUUCUACCCACUCCCCGCUUCCAUUCCGGAUCAUCCCCUGUCCCUCAGCUACACCCGCCAGCUUCCAAAAGCGCACUCAGCUAGCAUCCUUGUCAGCUGCGUCUCGCCCGACAACACCCUGCUCGCUACCGGUUCGUCGGACGGGAUCGUCAAAGUCUGGGAUCUCGCGGGAGGCUAUGUCACGCAUCUCUUCCGAGGGCAUGGCGGACCCGUAUCAGCUCUGCGGUUCAACUUCCCCCAAGGCGAAGAAAGGCGGAUGGAGCUGUUGACGGGAUCGACGGAUGGGCGGGUCAGGGUGUUUGACCUCAAAGAUGCGUCGACUAGGGCCGGAGGAGGCGGAGCCAAGGCGAGGGCAGUGCUGGAGGGACAUGUGAGCGUGGUACGAGGGAUCGACGUGACGAGUGAUGGUCGAUGGGCCGUCACGGGCGGAAGGGACAAGGUUGUCCUUGUUUGGGAUUUGCACGGAAAGGAGAGCAAGAAGGGAAAGGAGAAGGAGUCGCCCAAGCUCGUCCAGACCAUCAUUGCGGGAGAGCAGGUCGAGUCCGUCGGCUUGCUGCCUAUGGACGGUGUGUUGGGUCUGCCAGCGGGACGGCUGAGGUGCUGGACCGGAGGAGAGAAGGGCGCGGUGAAGCUGUGGGAUGUGUACAAGGGGGAAGAAGUGGGUCAAAUGGGAAUCGUGGAGGGCGUAGACGAGGCAGAGGUGGACGAGGACGAGCAGAGAGGGAUCAUCAACGUAUUACACGACGCAUCCUCCUCCAGCCUGAUCUCUAUCCACGCCGACCAGAACAUCAUCUUCCACUUGCUCGAAACUGGUCUGCCCACCCGCCAGGUCAUCGGCUUCAACGACGAAAUCAUCGACGCCACCUUCCUUACCCACCCUUCAUCCGACGAGAGCCCUCACUCCCACCUCGCCCUCGCUACCAAUUCCAACCUCAUCCGCCUCUACUCCCUAUCUACCUUUUCCGCGACCCUCCUCUCCGGCCACAAAGACAUGGUGCUCUGCCUCGACAAGUCGCCAGACUACAGCCUCCUCGCGAGUGGGUCCAAAGACAAUACCGCUCGUGUCUGGGCGCCAUCGACAGAAGGCAAAUGGCAGUGCAUGGCGAUCUGCGAAGGGCACGCCGAGUCUAUCGGAGCUGUCGCCUUGUCGCGCAAAUCCUCUUCUCCAAAAUUCCUCGUCACUGCGAGUCAGGACCGGACGUUGAAGCUCUGGGACCUCACCUCUGCUACACCCGGAACGACGUCCAAGCCAAAGUCUCUAGGCACGAUUCGGGCACACGAAAAGGACAUCAACUCGCUCGACAUCUCGCCGAACGACCGCUUUUUGGCGUCGGGCUCGCAGGAUAAGCUCGUCAAGAUCUACGCUAUAGAUUUUGACGAAAACAAAGCCGGAGCGACCGGCGCGCUCAAGCCGCUCGGGACGUGCAAGGGGCACAGGCGAGGUGUGUGGACCGUCAGAUUCAGUAAGACGGACAGGGUGGUGGCGAGUGGAGCGGCGGAUCGGACCGUCAAGCUUUGGAGUCUGGACGAUUAUACUUGUCUCAAGACGUUUGAGGGGCAUACCAACGCUGUACUGCGGGUCGACUUCCUCUCGGCCGGCAUGCAACUCGUCACUUCGGCAUCGGACGGACUGGUCAAGCUCUGGAAUAUACGGGACGAGUCCUGCGUCAAGACCCUGGACAACCACGAGGACAAGAUCUGGUCUCUCGCUAUCGCGUCUGACGAGUCCACCAUCGUCUCUGCCGGAGCCGACUCCAUUGCGACUUUCUGGGAAGACUCGUCCGAGGUGGAACAGCAGGAAAAGAAUGAUGCUUUGAUUGCGAGCGUUCAAAGUGAACAAGACUUUACGAAUUACCUCGCUCUGAAAAACUACCGCCAAGCGAUCCUCCUCGCUCUUUCCAUGUCCCAACCCAAACGUCUCCUCACACUCUUCACCGCCCUCCUCGCUGCCCCCUCCGACGCCUCCUCGCCCUCCUACUCUGGCUCUCCCGAAGUAGACCAGGUCCUCGCCACCCUCCCACCGCUAGACCUUGUCCGUCUCCUCAAGAUGAUCCGGGACUGGAACGCCAAUGCGCGUACAUCCCCCGUAGCCCAGGCUAUCCUCUCUGCGAUUCUCAGACUGCGCACCGCCGACGACCUCGUGGCGGCCUUUGAGAAGGCGACGGCUGUACCGGAUCUUUUGGACGAUUCGGUGGUCACCGAUGAAGUGGAGGAGGCGGCCGAGGCGGGCAAGCAGCAGCAGCAGGGCGGGAGGCAGAGGAAGAAGGGAGAGACGACCGUCAGCUUGCCAGAGCUGAUGGAUGGGUUGAUCCCGUAUUCCGAGCGACACUUUGUCCGGCUGGAGAAGCUGGUACAGGAGAGCUAUAUGCUGGAUUAUAUAGUGGGAGAGAUGGACGGUGGAGUGUUAGGGACGGAGAUCCUGGAUCUUAGCUAG
Messenger RNA from Dioszegia hungarica, 2709 nucleotides. RefSeq names its product WD40-repeat-containing domain protein. Gene Ontology annotation, biological process: endonucleolytic cleavage in 5'-ETS of tricistronic rRNA transcript (SSU-rRNA, 5.8S rRNA, LSU-rRNA); endonucleolytic cleavage to generate mature 5'-end of SSU-rRNA from (SSU-rRNA, 5.8S rRNA, LSU-rRNA). Gene Ontology annotation, molecular function: protein binding; U3 snoRNA binding. The transcript has 7 exons. The record is from RefSeq and is a predicted model, not a curated record. Bases 1 to 2709 code for a protein of 902 amino acids. NCBI's taxonomy places the organism in Eukaryota, Fungi, Basidiomycota, Tremellomycetes, Tremellales, Bulleribasidiaceae. Gene Ontology annotation, cellular component: nucleolus; 90S preribosome; small-subunit processome.